AUUUUAUUUUUUGUUGAAGAUAAAUAUUUUAAUAGUUUGUUUUUAGUUGUAAACGAUUUGUAUCAAAGAAAACAUUAGAACGUGCUGGCGGAAUGCGUUAUUUAUACGGCGAUGCAGAUGAAAAAUACGUCAAGGCUCAGGCCACAAGUGAAAUAGAUAAAAAUCCUUUGUCAACUUUUAAAUUCCGUUUAAAUCCCAUGAUUCAAGGUAAAACAGAUGUGAAGGAAUUUGACAAAACGGAUGUGCCAAUUGUAUUUAAAUGUACACCGGAAACGCUGCUGAACUUGUGCGUUAAAUUGGUGGAUGUCAUGCCUUUGCCCAUGGUUUAUACUUGGACUAUAGAGGAUAUUUGUAAAUGGUUGAGAGCUUGUGGAUAUAGACAAUAUCAGAACACUUUUCGCGAAAACCUCAUCACUGGACACAGUUUAUUGCUUCUUGAUGCUUCUGCCCUCUCCGCCAUGAAUAUUAAAGACUUUGAUCAUAUUAAAGCUAUAACUCAAGGCAUACGCGCCUUGUUUUAUUUUGAAAUGACUAAAUUUGGACGUAGUCUUACUCUCUAUCCAGAAUUCCAUCACGAAUUGUACAAACUAUUUCGCCUAAAGACAGGAGCAAAAUAUGAAGAUGCGCGAUGUUCUGAUCUGUGGCGCAAAAUGCAAAUGAUACGUCAAAAAGAACCAAACUAUUCGCACUGGGAGAUUUUAGAACGUUGGUUGGGUUUCGAAAAAGAUCCCGAAUAUACAGAAUUAAUUGGUGGUAUACGCAGAUCGAAUCUAUAUACAUGUAAGGCAAAAUCAGCUCCAGCUACACUAGCUAGUAAACGUUCUCAACGUUGCUUUUGUUUGCCUCCUUGUGAAUGUUAUUGGAGCGAUUUGGAUCGCCGGCCACCAUGGCGGUUUAAGUGUUUGCCGAAUUUAGCACCAGACUCGGAAUUCGUUGAAGUUUGUCGAGGUUGUAUUCCACCAUGUACAUGUCGUUGGUCAUCUAAGAAAUAUUUGACACGUGGUGUUUUGUCUUGUCUCCAGCAAGCAUUUCCUCAGAAAUAUGGUGGUGUUCAAGGUCAAAAUCGUUAUCGUAAAUACGAACAAUUUUCAUCGUAUCGCUUAUCGCUUUUUUAAGUAAUUAACUUUAAUCAAAUUCGAUGUUGCAUUUUUAAUUUAUUUUUUUAACAUUUUCUGUUUAAUUUUUAAACUACAUAUGAUUUACAUUCAUCUGCUCUUCUGUAUAUUUGUUGAAAUGAAAAAUAGAGCAAAAUAAAUUACAGAUUU
Calliphora vicina (urban bluebottle blowfly) is the source of this 1265-nucleotide messenger RNA. RefSeq lists its product as uncharacterized. NCBI's taxonomy places the organism in Eukaryota, Metazoa, Arthropoda, Insecta, Diptera, Calliphoridae. The coding region runs from base 93 to 1115 and encodes 340 amino acids. The record is from RefSeq and is a predicted model, not a curated record. Gene Ontology annotation, molecular function: protein binding. The transcript is spliced from 2 exons.